GCUGCGUGUCGCACGACGCCCUCCCCCGUGCCCUCCUCCUCCCGGGGCUCCCUAGCCCUCCUCCUCCAACCCGCAUCUUCCGGCGCCGCUCCUCGGGGCGGAUCAUCGCCGGGAGGAUCCGGCCGGAGGCGAGGUCGACUCCAUUGGAUUCGAUUCGAUCCAUCCACCAAUCCGAUCCAGCCGGCGGCGGCGGCGGCGGCACCAUGUUCUCGCGAUCCUACACCAACCUGCUCGAUCUCGCCAACGGCAACCUCUCGGCGCUCGACUAUGCGGGCUCCGGCGGGGGUGGCGGCGGCGGGGGCCGCCCACCCCGACCCAGGCGGAUGCAGCGCACCCUAACCACGCCGGGGACGCUGGCGGACCUCGACGAGGAGCUGGCGGGCAGCGUCGCCUCGGACGUGCAGUCCUCGCUCGCCAGCGACCGCAUCAUCGUCGUCGCCAACACUCUCCCCGUGCGCUGCGAGCGGCGCCCCGACGGCCGCGGCUGGGCCUUCUCCUGGGACGAGGACUCGCUGCUCCUCCACCUCCGCGACGGCCUCCCCGACGACAUGGAGGUGCUCUACGUCGGCUCCCUCCGCGCCGACGUGCCCCCCUCCGACCAGGACGACGUCGCGCAGGCGCUCCUCGACCGGUUCCGCUGCGUCCCCGCCUUCCUCCCCCGUGACGUCUGCGACCGCUUCUACCACGGCUUCUGCAAGCAGACGCUCUGGCCGCUCUUCCACUACAUGCUGCCCUUCACCUCCGACCACGGCGGCCGCUUCGACCGCUCCAACUGGGAGGCCUACGUGCUCGCCAACAAGCUCUUCUCGCAGCGCGUCAUCGAGGUGCUCAACCCGGAGGACGACUACAUCUGGAUCCACGACUACCACCUCCUCGCGCUCCCCUCCUUCCUCCGCCGCCGCUUCAACCGCCUCCGCAUCGGCUUCUUCCUCCACAGCCCAUUCCCGUCCUCGGAGCUCUACCGCAGCCUCCCCGUCCGCGACGAGAUCCUCAAGUCGCUCCUCAACUGCGACCUCAUCGGCUUCCACACCUUCGACUACGCCCGACAUUUCCUCUCCUGCUGCAGCCGCAUGCUCGGCCUCGAGUACCAGUCCAAGAGGGGAUACAUUGGGCUCGACUACUUUGGCCGCACCGUCGGGAUCAAGAUCAUGCCCGUCGGGAUCAACAUGGUGCAGCUCAAGUCGCAGCUCCAGCUGCCUGAUCUCGAGUGGCGUGUUGCCGAGCUCCGCAAGCAGUUUGCUGGGAAGACUGUCCUGCUUGGUGUCGAUGACUUGGACAUAUUCAAGGGGAUCAACCUCAAGAUCCUCGCCUUCGAGCAGAUGCUCAAGAUACACCCGAAAUGGCAGGGCCGAGCUGUGCUGGUGCAGAUUGCAAACCCAAGGGCUGGCAAUGGGAAGGACCUGGAAGGACUAAAGGCUGAGAUCGAGCAAAGUUGCGCCAGGAUUAAUGGACAGCUUGGCCGCCCGGGGUAUAACCCUGUAGAGCUUGUUAAUCGGACCCUGACGAGCGUCGAAAGGAUGGCAUACUACACCGUAGCCGAGUGUGUCGUUGUCACUGCAGUGAGGGAUGGGAUGAACCUCACACCGUACGAGUACAUUGUGUGCAGACAAGGGAUUCCAGGUCUGGAUGGUUCUGGUAGCGAUACACAGAAAAGGAAGAGUAUGCUGGUUGUGUCAGAGUUCAUAGGUUGCUCGCCGUCACUGAGCGGAGCAAUCCGGGUGAACCCUUGGAACAUCGAUACAACCGCGGAGGCAAUGAACGAGUCCAUUGCUCUGUCGGAUAAUGAAAAGCAACUGCGCCAUGAGAAGCAUUAUCGAUAUGUCAGCACACAUGACGUUGCCUAUUGGUCCAAGAGCUACAUUCAUGAUCUGGAGAGAAGCUGCAGGGACCAUUUUAGGAGGAGGUGCUGGGGUAUUGGGCUAGGAUUUGGAUUUAGAGUGGUUGCUCUAGACCGCAACUUCAAGAAACUUACCGUGGAUUCUAUUGUGGCUGAUUACAAGAAGUCAAACAGCAGGGUUAUACUCCUGGACUAUGAUGGAACUCUAGUACCACAAACGACCAUCAAUCGAACUCCAAAUGAAACUGUGGUUAACAUAAUGAAUGCUCUGUGUGCUGAUAAGAAGAAUGUUGUUUUUAUUGUCAGUGGAAGAGGUAGGGUUAGCCUUGAGAAGUGGUUCAGCUCUUGCCCAGAGCUUGGCAUUGCGGCUGAACAUGGCUACUUCAUGAGGCGGACAAGGGAUGAGCAAUGGCAAAUAAAUAACCAGUGCUCAGAGUUUGGAUGGAUGCAAAUGGCAGAGCCAGUAAUGAACCUAUAUACAGAAGCAACUGAUGGAUCAUAUAUCGAAACCAAAGAGAGUGCUUUGGUCUGGCACCACCAAGAUGCUGACCCUGGUUUUGGAUCUGCACAAGCAAAGGAAAUGUUGGAUCAUCUGGAGAGUGUUCUUGCGAAUGAGCCAGUCUCUGUGAAGAGUGGCCAGCACAUUGUCGAAGUUAAACCUCAGGGUGUCAACAAAGGAUUUGUCGCUGAGAAGAUCCUAUCAAUGCUGACAGAAAACAAAAGACAAGCAGAUUUUGUCCUCUGCAUUGGCGAUGAUCGAUCAGAUGAGGAUAUGUUUGAAGGAAUUGCUGAUAUUAUGAAGAGGAGCAUUGUUGAUCCCGAGACCUCGUUAUAUGCCUGCACAGUCGGCCAGAAACCAAGCAAGGCCAAGUAUUAUUUGGAUGAUACUAAUGAUGUUCUGAACAUGCUGGAGGCACUUGCAGAUGCAUCAGAGGAGGUUAGUUCACCAGAAGAAUCGGAGAUACUAUCUCCAUCGGAAGAUGCAUGAUGAAGUACAGAAGAAGGAAGAGCAUAGUUUGUAGUGCUGCAACCAGCAGUGUUCUGACUAAAAUUGAUGGCAAUUUCCGUCAGCAGAAAAUGCAACUUUAGCAAUAUUCAGAUAGUCAGAUCAAUGUCAAUAAUGUAGUAUUGAUCUGUGUUCUUUUUGCUCCUUUUACUUUUUUUUGCCUUAUCUUAUUUUUGGAGUAAAUUUUCAUUUUCUCUCGAUAGAUAAGUGGCCUGGAGGGAAGAAUCCAUGGCGGGUACCUUUUCUAGCCUUUUUUUUCACCUUAGUAUUAGUAUCAGGUAGUGUAAGUAAGAUUUGAGUUUUCUGGAAGUUUAUAGAGUAUAAGUCGAAAUUAGUAUGUGAUGAUCAUAUGGUCAUUUUGCCUA
This is a messenger RNA of Lolium perenne, 3208 nucleotides long. Its product is annotated as probable alpha,alpha-trehalose-phosphate synthase [UDP-forming] 7. NCBI's taxonomy places the organism in Eukaryota, Viridiplantae, Streptophyta, Magnoliopsida, Poales, Poaceae. Gene Ontology annotation, cellular component: cytosol. The record is from RefSeq and is a predicted model, not a curated record. Gene Ontology annotation, molecular function: trehalose-phosphatase activity. Gene Ontology annotation, biological process: trehalose biosynthetic process.